Molecule: messenger RNA, 4404 nt
Organism: Morone saxatilis (striped sea-bass)
Lineage: Eukaryota; Metazoa; Chordata; Actinopteri; Moronidae
Gene: ckap5
Product: cytoskeleton associated protein 5
Biological process (GO): establishment or maintenance of microtubule cytoskeleton polarity; mitotic spindle organization; microtubule polymerization
Cellular component (GO): centrosome; microtubule plus-end; kinetochore
Molecular function (GO): microtubule plus-end binding; microtubule plus end polymerase activity
Source: RefSeq, a predicted model, not a curated record
UUGAGUACCUUUGGGGAAGCCCGCCCCCCGAGUGGCCGCCAUGGGGGACGACAGCGAGUGGAUGAAGCUUCCCGUCGACCAGAAAUGUGAACACAAGGUGUGGAAAGCCCGUCUAAAUGGAUAUGAAGAAGCUCUGAAGUUGUUCCAGAGGAUAGAAGAUGAGAAGAGUCCAGAGUGGGGGAAGUACCUAGGACUGAUAAAGAAGUUUGUCACAGACUCUAAUGCUGUGGCUCAGCUUAAAGGCCUGGAGGCUGCCCUGGCCUUCGUUGAAAAUGCCCAUGUAGCCGGCAAAACGACAGGUGAGGUGGUGUCCGGCGUGGUGACCAAAGUGUUCAACCAGCCAAAGGCCCGAGCUAAGGAGCUGGGCGCAGACAUCUGUCUGAUGUACAUCGAGAUCGAGAAGGCUGAGGUAGUUCAAGACGAGCUCCUCAAAGGACUGGACAACAAGAACCCCAAGAUAGUGGUGGCCUGCCUUGAGACACUCAGGAAGGCCCUCAGUGAGUUUGGAUCUAAGAUAGUGACGUUAAAGCCAGUGGUGAAGAUUUUACCCAAGCAGUUUGAGUCCAGAGAAAAGGCGGUGAGAGACGAAGCCAAGCUUCUGGCUGUAGAGAUCUAUAAAUGGAUCAGAGACGCUCUGAGACCUCCGCUGCAAAACAUCAACUCCGUACAGCUGAAGGAGCUGGAGGAGGAGUGGGUGAAGCUGCCUUCAUCUCCUCCUAAGCAAACCCGGUUCCUUCGCUCACAGCAGGACCUGAAGGCUAAGUUUGAACAGCAACAAGCCCAAGGAGGAGAACCGUCUGACGGAGAAGAUGAGGUAGAAACAGUGGCAGCAGUGGAUCCUUAUGAACUGCUGGAAGCUGUGGAGAUUCUGUCCAAGAUGCCCAAAGACUUCUAUGAAAAAAUAGAAGCUAAAAAGUGGCAGGAGAGGAAAGAAGCUCUGGAGGCUGUAGAGGCUCUGACCAAGAACCCCAAACUGGAGAAUGGAGACUACGGAGACCUGGCCAGAGCCCUGAAGAAGGUUGUCGGUAAAGAUGCCAAUGUGAUGCUGGUGUCAAUGGCAGCCAAAUGUCUGGCUGGACUGGCGACUGGUCUCAGGAAGAAGUUUGGGACAUAUGCAGGACAAGUGGUUCCGACUAUUUUGGAGAAGUUCAAGGAGAAAAAGCCUCAGGUUGUCCAGGCCCUGCAGGAGGCUAUUGACGCCAUCUUUCUCACUACCACUCUCAGUAACCUGUCAGAGGACAUCCUGUCUGUAAUGGACAAUAAGAACCCCUCCAUUAAGCAGCAGGCCUCUCUGUUUCUGGCCCGUUCCAUGAGACACUGCACACAGGCUGCGCUGCCCAAGAGUGUCCUCAAACCCUUCUGUGCCGCUCUAAUCAAGCAAGUCAACGACUCAGCUCCAGAAGUGCGUGACGCCGCCUUCGAAGCUUUGGGGACAGCAAUGAAAGUGGUGGGAGAGAAAGCAGUGAACCCUUUCCUGACUGACUUGGAUAAACUCAAACUGGAUAAGAUAAAGGAGAGUGCUGAUAAAGUGGAGCUUGCUGGAGGGAAGAAGGGUGCAGGAGGUGGAGGUGGGGACAAGAAGCCAGCAGCUAAAGCUCCUCCCUCUGCUGAAGCUGCACCCAAAUCCUCUGCCCCACCCAGGAAGACCCAAAGUGCUGCUGCCAGCAAGCCUUCGGCAGGUCCAUCUAAGAAAGGCAAACCGUCCUCUGCAGCCAGUGGAAAAGCCAAGAAGACCUCUGAGAGCAAAGACUUCACAGAGAGUGAACUGUCUGUUGAGGUGUGUGAGGAUCUGGCAGCAGGUGUACUUCCUGCCUCCUGUCUACAGCAGCUGGACUCCGCCAACUGGAAGGAGAGACUGGCUAGCAUGGAGGAGUUCCAGAGGGCUGUUGAGACCAUGGAUAAGGCUGCUAUGCCCUGCCAGGCUUUAGUCAGGAUGUUGGCCAAGAAACCGGGCUGGAAGGAGACUAACUUCCAGGUGAUGCAGAUGAAGCUGCACAUUGUGGCGCUUAUAGCUCAGAGAGGACAGUUCUCAAAGACAUCAGCCUCUGUGGUUUUGGACGGCUUAGUGGACAAGGUCGGAGAUGUCAAAUGUGGCGGAAAUGCCAAAGAGGGACUAACUGCUAUUGGAGAGGCCUGCUCACUACCGUGGACUGCAGAACAGGUUGUGUCUAUGGCGUUUGCACAGAAGAACCCCAAAAACCAGGCAGAGACUCUCAACUGGUUGGCUAAUGCCAUGAAGGAGUUUGGCUUUGCUGGUAUCAAUGUGAAGGGUUUCAUUAACAACGUGAAGACUGCUCUUGGAGCGACUAACCCUGCUGUUCGGACGGCUGCCAUCACCCUGCUGGGAGUCAUGUACCUCUACAUGGGAGCCCCCCUGCGCAUGUUCUUUGAGGAUGAGAAGCCCGCUCUCCUCUCUCAGAUAGAUGCUGAGUUUGAGAAGAUGCAGGGCCAGUCUCCACCAGCUCCAAUCCGAUUCACCAGGAAGUCAGCGGCAGAAGAGGAGGCUGAUGAUGGUGAGGAGCAGGAAGAAGAUGGAGGAGGAGGAGGAGGAGGAGGGGGAGGACAGGACGUCAUGGAUCUGCUGCCCAGGACAGAUAUCAGCGACAAGAUCACGUCCGAUCUGGUGUCUAAAAUCGAGGAUAAGAACUGGAAGAUCAGAAAGGAGGGUCUGGACGAGGCUGCAGCAAUCAUCUCAGACGCAAAGUUCAUCACACCCAACAUCGGAGAGCUGCCCCUGGCCCUGAAAGGACGACUGGGUGACUCCAACAAGAUCCUGGUCCAACAGACCCUGACCAUCCUGCAGCAGCUGGCUACAGCCAUGGGAUCUGGGCUAAAGCAACACAUUAAAGCACUGGGAAUCCCCAUUAUCACUGUUCUGGGAGACAGCAAGGUGAAUGUAAGGACGGCUGCCAUGACCACUCUGCAGUCCUGGGUGGAGCAGACUGGGAUGAAGGAGUGGCUGGAAGGAGAGGACCUGUCAGAGGAGCUGAGGAGAGAGAAUCCCUUCCUACGACAGGAGGUGCUAGGCUGGUUAGCAGAGAAGCUGCCAACACUGAGGACAGUACCCGGGGACCUGAUGCUGUGUGUCCCACUGCUCUACACCUGUCUGGAGGACAGAAAUGGAGACGUUCGGAAGAAAGCUCAGGACGCUCUGCCCACCUUCAUGAUGCACCUGGGCUAUGACAAGAUGACCAAGGCUGCUGGGAAACUCAAACCUGCCUCUAAGGAUCAGGUGCUAGCCAUGUUGGAAAAGGCUAGGGCAGUGAUGCCGGCUAAACCUGCUGCUCCUGCCAAAGCUGGAGGGGGAAAAGGCUCUGCAGAGCCAAGCAGAGCUGCUUCAGCCUCCAGGUCUCAGCCAGCUAGUAAUGAAGUUGACGGUAAACCUGAAGCUAAGAAGGUCAGAGGAGGAGUGGCUGCUAAGAAGGGUGCAGCUGCUAAGAAGCCUGCAGCCAAAAACCUGAAGGAUGAGGAAGAUCGGUCUGGACCUAUCUUCAUUCUCACCCCCAACGCUAAGGAGCAGAGGAUCAAAGAGGAGAAGCAGUUGAAGAUUUUGAAGUGGAACUUCAUCACUCCUCGAGACGAAUAUGUGGAGCAGCUGAAAACUCAGAUGUCCACCUGCUUUGCGAAGUGGCUGCAGGAUGAGCUCUUUCACUUUGACUUCCAGAGACACGUCAAAGCUAUAGGAGUCAUGAUUGAGAGGUUGGAGAGUGAGAGGGAAGCCACCAUCGGCUGUCUGGACCUGAUUCUGAAGUGGUUCACCCUGCGCUUCUUUGACACCAACACCACAGUCCUGAUGAAGGUGCUGGAGUAUCUGAAGCUGCUCUUUGCCAUGCUGAAUAGAGAGAACUAUCACCUGACUGAGUACGAGGCCAACUCUUUCGCCCCCUACCUCAUACUAAAGGUUGGAGAGUCAAAGGAUGGGGUUCGCAAAGAUGUUCGAGCCAUACUGACCAUGCUGUGUAAGGUUUACCCAGCAUCCAAGGUCUUCCCUUUCCUCAUGGAUGGCACGAAGUCCAAGAAUUCCAAACAGAGGGCUGAAUGUCUGGAGGAGUUGGGUUGUCUGAUAGAAGGCUAUGGGAUGAAUGUAUGCCAACCGACUCCAGCCAAGUCUCUGAAGGAGAUUGCUGUUCACAUAGGUGACAGGGACACAUCAGUCCGCAAUGCUGCCCUGAACACUGUGGUGGCCGUCUACAACGUCUGUGGGGACCAAGUCUACAAACUAAUAGGAAAUUUGUCAGAGAAAGACAUGAGCAUGCUAGAGGAGAGAAUCAAGCGUUCAGCCAAGAAGACUCCUGCAGCUCCUGCCAAGCAGAGUGCUACGGAGAGGCCUCAGAGAGAGCAGCCAGCUAACCCCAACGCCACCUUCCUCCGCAAGCCUGCACAGGAAGACCCCAACAAACUCAA